Messenger RNA from Entelurus aequoreus (snake pipefish), 6290 nucleotides. RefSeq names its product peptidyl arginine deiminase, type II (gene padi2). The coding region runs from base 94 to 2106 and encodes 670 amino acids. The record is from RefSeq and is a predicted model, not a curated record. Gene Ontology annotation, molecular function: calcium ion binding; protein-arginine deiminase activity. NCBI's taxonomy places the organism in Eukaryota, Metazoa, Chordata, Actinopteri, Syngnathiformes, Syngnathidae. Gene Ontology annotation, cellular component: cytoplasm. The transcript has 17 exons.
CCCAGAGCAGGUCUUUAAUCCUCACUAGUAGCCUCUUUACUUACUUGUUGAGCUCGGGUCCGGCGCAGAGCAGCCGCAGCAGCCGCAGCCAUCAUGACUCACCACCGGACUCUCAGAAUCGAUUACGGUAAAACUGCAAGAGUGGUCUGUGUGCUGGGAUCCUCUCUUCACCUGGCCCUCCACAGGUGUGCACCUCCCAACUCCAAGUUCUUCUCGGUGAAAUGCACGCCCACCGUCAAGUACAGCGUGGUGCCGCCUCCCCAGGAGACCCCGCCCGGCUCCCCCGUGGUCCUGGAGGACAAGUCCAAGCUGCUCAUCUCCAUGACGUCCGCCAGCCAGCAUCAGGACGACAGCAAGCUGUCGGUCAGUUACUACGGGCAAGAUGAAGACGUUUUGGGGACCGCCGUCUUGCACUUGACCGCACUCGAGAUCUCUCUGGACGUGGACGCAGACCGAGAUGGUGUCGUGGAGAAAAACAACCCCAAUAAGGGGUCCUGGAAGUGGGGUCCUGACGGGCACGGAGCCAUCCUACUGGUCAACUGCGACGCCGAGCGCAGCUAUGUUGAUAAACCGGACAACAAGGUGGACUACAUCGCCAAGUUGUCAGAUCUGAAGGACAUGUCGGUGAUGGCCCUGCGGACCCGCGGCCCCGCCAAGCUUCCGGAGGGCUACAAGCUCACCAUGCACACGUGUGAGGGCCACGCAGAGGGCCUCAGGGUCUACAUGUCCAAGCCUCGCUACGGCAGACAGUCCUCAUCUGGCGCGGCCAAGGACUACACCCCAGUGCUGAGCAGCCACGUCCUGUCCGGGGAGGUUCCUUACGUGGGGGGUGAGGCAGAGACGAACUUUUACGUGGAGGGUCUCAGGUUUCCCGACAAAGACUUCGACGGGCUGGUCCGCAUCAGCCUCAGCCUGCUGGAGCCCAUCUCCCCGGAACUCCCUGAGACGCCCAUUUUCACAGACACAGUCACGUUCCGAGUGGCGCCUUGGAUCAUGACGCCAAACAUCUUGGAGCCCGCCGAGGUCUUUGUCUGCAGCACGUCAGAUAACUAUGCCUUCCUGAAAGGGAUGCGGAGCCUCGUUGCCAAAAGUGGAUACAAGCUGAGCGUGUGCCAUGAGUACAUGAACAGGGGCGACCGCUGGAUGCAAGAUGAGUUGGAGUUCGGUUACAUCGAAGCGCCACAUCAUCGCUUUCCCGUCGUCUUGGAUUCGCCGCGGGACGGAAAACUGUUGAACUUUCCGUACAAAGAGCUCCUGGGUCCCGACUUUGGCUACGUGACCAGAGUGGCGCCCAGAGAUGACGUGAGCAGCUUGGACUCCUUCGGCAACCUGGAGGUCAGUCCUCCUGUGACGGUGGACGGGAGGAAGUACCCGCUGGGGAGAAUCAUCAUUGGUGUGGCUUUUCCCACGACGACUCAGGGACGUCACAUGAUCAAAGUGGUUCAGGACUUCCUGUGGGCACAGAAGGUCCAGAAGCCGAUCGCCUUGUAUUCCGACUGGCUGGAGGUCGGCCACGUGGAUGAAUUCAUGACGUUUGUUCCCGCGCCUGACAGGAAGGGCUUCCGUCUGCUGCUGGCCAGUCCAGACGCGGGCUACAAGCUCUUCAGAGGCUUGAAGAACCAAGGUCACGGACAGGCCAAACUCUUCGAGGGCUGCAGGAACCAGGAGACCAUCACGGUGGACGAAAUACUUGAAGACACGGUCCUCCAGGCGGACAACAACUACGUCCAGAGCUGCAUCGACUGGAACCGAGACGUUCUGAAGCGAGAGCUGGGCCUGGAGGACUCGGACAUCAUCGACCUGCCCAUCCUCUUCCAGCUGAAGCAAAACGAAGGUGACGUGCACAGAGCGGUGGCCUUCUACCCCGACAUGGUGAACCUGAUAGUCCUGGGCAAAAACCUGGGCAUCCCUAAGCCCUUCGGCCCCAAGGUGGACGGCCGCUGUGCCCUGGAGGCGGAGAUGUGCUCCCUGAUGGAGGACCUGGGCCUCAGCUGCACCUUCAUCGACGACUUCGCUUCUUACCACCUCCUGCAGGGCGAGGUCCACUGCGGCUCCAACGUGCGCCGAGAACCUUUCGACUUCAAGUGGUGGAACCUGGACAUGUGAGGAGGGCGUCAGCAGACUGAACACACCAGAAGAAGUACAAUCAUUUACAACAGCACAGAAAGUUCUGGUCCGGACGGGACCACCUGGACCACACAUGGACUAUGAAGACCAGCCACCAGGGGGCAGCAAGUCCAACAGUUUGACAUGAAUAUUCCUAAUCAAGACUUCCUGCCUUAUUUAAUCACCUGCGUUCACACUUGUCAUGUUUAGGUCACUUCAAACAUACCGCUGCCACCGUACAAGUGGACCAAGACCACUUGAGGAAUGGGUCUUGGUCCGCUUGCUUGCUUGUGGAUCAGUCGGGUUCCAAAUCUGCAAAACCAUGGCAAAAAAAACACAAGAAAAGAAGCAUUCUGUCCUGUUUGACGACGCUUUAUACAAGUAGAUUUCAGAAAAAAACCUAAGAUGGUUCAAAUAGCAAACACAUCAGGGGUGUCCAAAGUACGGCCCUCAGCUCAUUUGUGGCCCUCAGCUCAUUGUGUGAAUGCUCCAAAACAUUCAUUCUUCUUCUUCUCCACAUUUUGGCGCUCUCUACCUUUCACAUUUUUCACCCGAUUCAAAGCGUUCCAACUUCAAACUGUUCAGCCUAUUUCCGGAAUCGCGGGCUUUCCCUUGAAAAAUUCCCAAAAUUUCCAGAUUUCCCAGAAUUCCAGGUUUUUCGGGACAUUUUUCCCAUUCAAAAUGAAUUGGCCAUUUUUCAAACUUUCACCAUUUCCACAUUUUUCUACCGAUUCAAACCAUUCCACCUUCAACACAUUCCACCAUCCUGGACAUUUAAACUACCUGUUUUCCAAAUUCAAAAAAAUUCCAUGAUUUUCCAGAAUUCCAAAAAUUCCCAGAUUUCCCAGAAUUCCAGGUUUUCCGGGACAUUUUUCCCAUUCAAAAUGAAUUGGCCAUUUAUCAAACUUUCACCAUUAUCACAUUUUUCCACCUUCAACACAUUCCACCCAUCCUGGAAAUUUAAACUACCUUUUUUCCAAGUUCAAAAAAAUUACAUGAUUUUCCAGAAUUCCAAAAAUCCCCAAAAUUCCAGGUUUUCCGGGACAUUUUUCCCAUUCAAAAUGAAUUGGCCAUUUAUCAAACUUUCACCAUUACCACAUUUUUCCACAUUUUUCCACCUUCAACACAUUCCACCCAUCCUGGAAAUUUAAACUACCUUUUUUCCAAGUUCAAAAAAAUUACAUGAUUUUCCAGAAUUCCGAAAAUCCCCAAAAUUCCAGGUUUUCCGGGACAUUUUUCCCAUUCAAAAUGAAUUGGCCAUUUUUCAAACUUUCACCAUUUCCACAUUUUUCAACCGAUUCAAACCAUUCCACCUUCAACACAUUCCACCAUCCUGGACAUUUAAACUACCUGUUUUCCAAAUUCAAAAAAAUUCCAUGAUUUUCCAGAAUUCCAAAAAUUCCCAGAUUUCCCAGAAUUCCAGGUUUUCCGGGACAUUUUUCCCAUUCAAAAUGAAUUGGCCAUUUAUCAAACUUUCACCAUUAUCACAUUUUUCCACCUUCAACACAUUCCACCCAUCCUGGAAAUUUAAACUACCUUUUUUCCAAGUUCAAAAAAAUUACAUGAUUUUCCAGAAUUCCAAAAAUCCCCAAAAUUCCAGGUUUUCCGGGACAUUUUUCCCAUUCAAAAUGAAUUGGCCAUUUAUCAAACUUUCACCAUUACUACAUUUUUCCACAUUUUUCCACCUUCAACACAUUCCACCCAUCCUGGAAAUUUAAACUACCUUUUUUCCAAGUACAAAAAAAUUACAUGAUUUUCCAGAAUUCCGAAAAUCCCCAAAAUUCCAGGUUUUCCGGGACAUUUUUCCCAUUCAAAAUGAAUUGGCCAUUUUUCAAACUUUCACCAGUUCCACAUUUUUUAACCGAUUCAAAUCAUUCCACCUUCAACACAUUCUACCAUCCUGGAAAUUUAAACUACAUUUUUUCCAAGUUCAAAAAAAUUCCAUGAUUUUCCAGAAUUCCAAAAAUUCCCAGAUUUCCCAGAAUUCCAGGUUUUCCGGGACAUUUUUCCCAUGCAAAAUGAAUUGGGCAUUUUUCAAACUUUCCCCAUUUCCACAUUUUUUAACCGAUUCAAACCAUUCCACCUUCAACACAUUCCACCAUCCUGGAAAUUUAAACUACCUUUUUUCCAAGUUAAAAAAAAUUCCAUGAUUUUCCAGAAUUCCUGCUUUUCCAAAGCCCUACACUACCGUUCAAAAGUUUGGGGUCACCCAACAAUUUUGUGGAAUAGCCUUCAUUUCUAAGAACAAGAAUAGACUGUCGAGUUUCAGAUGAAAGUUCUCUUUUUCUGGCCAUUUUGAGCGUUUAAUUGACCCCACAAAUGUGAUGCUCCAGAAACUCAAUCUGCUCAAAGGAAGGUCAGUUUUGUAGCUUCUGUAACGAGCUAAACUGUUUUCAGAUGUGUGAACAUGAUUGCACAAGGGUUUUCUAAUCAUCAAUUAGCCUUCUGAGCCAAUGAGCAAACACAUUGUACCAUUAGAACACUGGAGUGAUAGUUGCUGGAAAUGGGCCUCUAUACACCUAUGUAGAUAUUGCACCAAAAACCAGACAUUUGCAGCUACAAUAGUCAUUUACCACAUUAGCAAUGUAUAGAGUGUAUUUCUUUAAAGUUAAGACUAGUUUAAAGUUAUCUUCAUUGAAAAGUACAGUGAUUUUCCUUCAAAAAUAAGGACAUUUCAAUGUGACCCCAAACUUUUGAACGGUAGUGUAUUUCCCCCAUUCUUUCUGGCGACUAGUCCUUUCAAAUUUUCAACGCAUUUCAGUUUAAAUGUUUUAUGCUGAUAGAACGCUUUUUUUUUUUGCACCAUGACUAGGGAAGGUUGUUUGAUUGGGUCAUAUAAGUUAAUGCUGUGCAUGUAUUUACAUCGGUGUACAAUUAAUGGCCACUGACUUGAGUACUUCCGUCAGCCCUCAAGUGGGGUUUUAUAAUACCCACAAAGUUCAAUGAGCAGUGUGUGACCAUGUUUGUUGAAUUUUUUUUGUAUGCACCAUGACCAGGGAAUGUUGUUUGAUUGGGUCGUAUAAGUAAAUGAUGUGCGUGUAUUGACAUCGGUGUACAAUUAAUGGUCACUGAGUUGAGUAUUUUCGUCGGCCGUCAAAUGGUGACUAAAUGACAGCUAUCAAACUGCUGACUCCUUGUAUUUGUAUGCCAAAUUGAAGAUGCCGGCGGAUGGCACUUGGCCCGCGAGCCGUAGUUUGGACACCCCUACCAUAAUCAAACUUUUUUAGAUCCCUGCCUUAAUUAUUGUGCAGUUUUGACUUAACAAAAAAACAAUGUGAAGGCUAAGCAAAAUAUCUUUUUUGACCCUUCCGAGCACAAAGGUGAACGCAGCCUUAAAGGGAAGAGUGUUACAUUCCGGGAUAAAGAAGAUCUCUCACACAAUCGUGGUAAAGGCAACUUGAAGAUGAGUCACAGUGGAGUUGAACACCUCACAAAUGCAACACUUGACACCGAGUAACCUGCAAUGUACACGUGUCCAAUAAAAGGAGUGGCGGGAACAACAUGUACAGAACUCGCACAAACAAUAACUGACCUGUGUUGCUGGUCCACAGUACACAUAUUUGCACGUCACUUGCCUUUUUACCGGGGUUACAAAAAUGUUCCUGGAGUCAUUUAGCGUCACACAUGUGGCCUCGCUGGGAGAUGGUUGAAUAAGUUAGGAGGGAAAAGGACUCACGUGACAAUAAGACGUGGUGACACUUUCCCUUCCUGGUGGGAAAACUAAUCAAACCAAGAUGUCUGCUCAGUGGUCGGGAGAGCAGACUUCAUCUGUGACAGGCGUCACGACCCUGAAAGGGGGACUUUUGAGAGCAAGACUCAAGUCCUCAGAGCUCCUGUCGGCGUCUGUCGGGACAGGCGGCGAGUUCCCAGCCCGACGGUUCCGGGUUCUGGCGUCAAAGGUGACCUUCUGUCAGUCGCUUGGUUUCCGACGUGCGGCGCCUCUCCCAGAAAUGCUGUGACGGCGAUAAACAGGAAGUCAAAGGUGAGUGGAAUCAUUCAAAGUCCUGGUGUGUAUUUGUUGGUGGUGCCACUCUCCCAGGACAGAGUGACUAAGUGAUGGGUGAUGAGCCAACAAGACGCCAACCAGGAAUUGUCCAACAAAAAACUUUAUUUGUUUCAGCGAGCCUCAGACUGGAACUGCAGCUUCCAGGAGAAAUAGUAUGGGCCUUUAGUGUAGUAGUAAU